Molecule: messenger RNA, 727 nt
Organism: Manduca sexta (tobacco hornworm)
Lineage: Eukaryota; Metazoa; Arthropoda; Insecta; Lepidoptera; Sphingidae
Gene: CPG14
Product: prisilkin-39
Exons: 2
Coding region: 89-649 (186 amino acids)
Source: RefSeq, a predicted model, not a curated record
UAAAAGUGCUGCGAGAUGGCCCGCUAUAUAAAGUAGCCGCGGCUCGGUCAGACAUCAUAACCACAUUGACUCUACAACCGUACACAACAUGGCCAAGUGGAUCGUCGCCCUCGCUCUGAUCGGCUGCGCGGUGGCUGAGCCCCCCGUCGGCUACAGCUACUCGGCGCCAUCAUCGCUAUACGUGGUGGGCGGCGGCCACGGCUCAUCGCUCAGCAGCGGUGGCCACUACCACCCCGUGCCCGUCGGCUACCAGACCUCCGAGGGCUACUCCGUCGACCCCCAUCUCCUGGAGAAGGUCAAGCACAUCAUCCUCAAGGAUGAGAUCCAGAACCAGGCUUACCAAUCCUCUUCCUCCCACGGUCACGGAAUCUCCUCCCACUACGGUGCCCCCGCGCCCGUCUACGGUGUUCCUCACGAGAGGAUCGUAGGCAUUGAGCUCGACCACAUCCAGCAGGGCAUUCAGGUGGCGCAGUACCACCAGGCCGAUGAGGGUUACGGUUACGCCAGUGGAUAUUCCGGCUACUCCGGCGGCCACGGUGGCUACAGCAGCUAUUCCGCUCCCUCUGUGAGCUACACCACCAUCGGAGUACCGUCCGGAUCCUACGGAGUGCCCUCUCCCUCAUCCUCCUACGGCGCUCCCCAUCAUUAAACGAAACGAAUUAGUCAUUUCAUCUCAUUGUAAAAUAUGAAAACACCAUGUGAUCGCACCUUAGAAAAUAUUAUGUAU